Messenger RNA from Fonsecaea monophora, 2019 nucleotides. RefSeq lists its product as hypothetical. Bases 1 to 2019 code for a protein of 672 amino acids. The transcript has 3 exons. Gene Ontology annotation, molecular function: monooxygenase activity; iron ion binding; heme binding. The record is from RefSeq and is a predicted model, not a curated record. Lineage: Eukaryota; Fungi; Ascomycota; Eurotiomycetes; Chaetothyriales; Herpotrichiellaceae.
AUGGCUUCCGAUGCCUCCAGGUCUCCAACUGACAUCCUCUCCAUCUCCCUCACUACAAACCCCCUGAACAUCGUCUUCCCAGUGUGCCUGCUGCUCGCCUUUCUACUGCUGCACUGGCGCCGGAAGAGCAGCCCGACACUGCCGGAUCUGCCGUGGGUUGCGCGCAACGAUAGAGCAUGGGUCCUGUGCGAUCUGAGGACGAGGCUGUGGUGCUCCAUCAAUUACGAAGAGGCCUUGAGGAGGGCAUAUGAUCAGUAUGCCCGCCACAACAAGCCGUGCAUCCUCGCCACUCUCGAUGGCGAGGUCGUUCUGCUCCCGCCGUCCAACACAUCCUGGCUGAUCGCCCAGCCUGACAACGUCCUCAGUGUCAAUGGCGCCCACAAGCAUAUCCUACAGACCCGAUAUACUUUCCCCAAGCCCGAGAUUAUGGAUCCAACUGUUCACUUCGGUCUGUUUCCCCUUCUCCUUACUCUGGCGUCUUCGGUCCUUGGACCUGAAACUUGGCAUUUUCUUUCCCCAGUUGCACUCUAUUUGAACCUCGCUGACGCUUCAUGCCCCUUGCUAGACGUCAUCAAGUCCGAGUUGACUAGGCAGGUCUUCAAUGUCACGCCCGAAGUGUGCGACGAACUAGCCGCAGCAGUAGAUCAAAUCUGGGGCAGCGAAGCUGAUCCCGACUUUGAAUACUACCCUGACGCCGACGGGUGGAAGACCGUGGUGCUCUUCGACAGUCUCACCAAGAUCAUUGCCCGAAUUUCCAAUAGAGUCUUUGUCGGGCUUCCACUAUGCCGCCUGACACAGAAGAGCAUACAUCGUCCUCGAGAGAGCAUCGCCGUCCUCUUUAGAAGAAAAUUUGCAUCGGUAGUGUUCACUGUCCAAAAUGCUAAUCAAACAUGGCCUUCAGGUCGUGACGAGGAAUACCUCAAGAAUGCAAUCGGUUUUGCAGAAGAUAUUGCCUUUUCUGCAACGAUACUGCGACUCUUCCCUGGCAUACUCCGGCCUCUUGUCUCUCGGAUAGUGACAUCCUCUAAUCGUAAGCAUACCCGCGCAUACACUGAAAUCCUCACGCCCGAGAUUCUCCGGCGUCAGGGCCUCCAGGACGUAACCACCAGCGACUCCGAGGCAGAACACAAGAACAGCGAGACGGAGCGGCCGGGCGACACAGCAAAGAACGACUUUCUCCAAUGGCUGUUGACCCGAUCGCUCACCAAAUCGUAUCUGUCGCCGGACGAGGCAGACCCGCAGAUCAUCUGUGCGCGCCUUUUGCACGUGAACUUCGCGUCCGUCCACACGACCAGUUUCAUCGGCACCAAUGCCUUGCUGGAUAUCCUUGCCGCACCGCGCAACGAGCGUGUCCUGGAAACGCUGCGGCAGGAGGCCUGGGACAACAUGGAGCCAGACGCCGGAUCGGGACAGGCUUCGAGGAUGUGGUCGCGCACGGCUAUCGCCAAAAUGCACUACCUCGACUCUGCUCUUCGAGAAAGUUCACGACGCGCGAGUAUCAUAGGUGUGGGAGUGAACCAAAAGGUCGUUGCUCCGGGGGGCAUCACGACGCCCGAUGGGAUACAUGUACCCGAAGGAUGUAUGGUCGCCACGCACAGUUGGGGGUGCCAUAAUGACGAGACCCUUUAUGAGGGAGCCGACAAAUACAAGGCUUUCCGGUUCGUGGAAUUGAGAGACAGAGUCUCCAGUGGACUCGGGGAUGGUGAUAGAGAUAGAGCAGAUCGGGAGAAGGAGUACCUGGACAAAGCCCACCUCUCCUUCAUCGCCACCUCUCCCUCAUACCUCGGGUUCGGACAUGGUCGGCACGCUUGUCCUGGAAGAUUCUUUGCCGCGCAGGAACUGAAGCUGUUGCUCGCGUAUCUGCUCUCGCGGUACGAGAUCCAGAUGGUCAUGGAAGGGGGCCUUGGUGGGAACUGGAAUGGGAAGGGUAUUAGACCUGAAUGCUACUGGGCGGGACCGAACCACGUCCCGCCGAUGAGCGCCAAGGUGAGAGUGAGGAGACGGAAGGAAUUCCAAUAG